AUGGCAAUCUCUCUCAACGGAGCCAAAGCAAAAGAACACCGCACAACCACAGGAAGACGAGAACCAGGAAGUGCACAAGCAAAACUUGUGGUCGGAGACAGAAGGCUGUUAGGCUUACAGGGGCGGAGACGAGGAAAGGUGGUCAGAGGCAAGAUGAAUCGAAACCAGGAAAACAGUCCAAGAGUCACAUGCAGGAAAGCGCACGGAGGAGCCACAGAGCUCAUCGAGUGGGGCGACAGCGAUAACGAACAGAAGAUUUCUCCCACAGGAGCCAGUCCACGGAUCCUCAACCCCCUGCGUUUGUUUGCCAGGGGCUCCCCUGGGUUCAAGAGCAACAUGAGGGAAAUUACAUAUUUACAGAACAUGGAGGACUUCUGGGACUGGUUAUCUAACCAGACAGAUGUUCAGGGUGCACAGGCCAGAACUAAACGCAGGCCCAUCGUCAAGACUGGCAAGUUCAAAAAGAUGUUUGGGUGGGGGGACUUCCACUCCAACAUCAAGACCAUCAAGCUCAACCUGCUAAUCACGGGGAAGAUCGUGGACCACGGGAAUGGCACUUUUAGCGUUUACUUUCGCCACAACUCCACAGGCCUGGGGAACGUCUCAGUCAGCCUGGUGCCGCCCUCAAAGGUGGUGGAGUUUGAGAUCGCCCAGCAGUCCACGCUGGAAACCAAAGACACCAAAUCAUUCAACUGUCGCAUCGAGUAUGAGAAGACGGACCGCAACAAGAAGACUGCCCUGUGCAACUUCGACCCGUCCAAGGUGUGCUAUCAGGAGCAGACGCAGAGCCACGUGUCCUGGCUGUGCUCGAAACCUUUCAAAGUCAUAUGCAUCUAUAUAGCCUUUUACAGCGUAGACUAUAAGCUGGUGCAGAAGGUAUGCCCUGACUACAACUACCAUAGCGACACACCCUACUCUUCCACAGGAUGAUCUAGCUGUUAGUAUGCAUCAGCCUUUUGUCUGAUCAAAUCAUGUCAACCUCUAAGCUCCUCGUCCCGACAUACCUAAUACCUGUUGCAGGAAGUCCAACUCAUAAUGGGACACACUCUGGAGGGAAUUGAUGCAUUGUUUGAAAAACUUUUGUACGUACAGAUGAGUUAGUUAGGUAUCCAGGGACUUGGUUUUAGGGGUUGACUUGGGAUUCAGAGCUAUAGCUACCAACCCUGGGUGACUCCUCCACAUCACAACAGCACAUGUUCCCCGUUAACCACCGGUAUAAUUAGCAUGUUGUCCAGAUGUUGUCUUCAAGGCUAGACCAUAGGCAAGGAGCCUCCCAGUUGGAGCAACGUGGGCUUCUGUGCCAGUGCUGCAUUGAUGCCAACAUUGUCAAUUUCCUCACCUCAUUUAAACAGUCAGUUAUGGGCUGAUAUACGACAGGACUUUGAAUAAAAAUUACAACACCGAGACAUUUGAAUUGUUAUUCAACAGGGCAUAAAAUUAGAUAUUUGAAACAUUGCUACACUUUGACUGAUUACUCAAAAUGAUCUGUUCAUUGCUUUCGAACUAGAGCUAAUAUCCAUUUGUACAUGUUAACAGAACACACACAGGACAGUGUCUAUUAUUUCAGAUUAUCAGUGGGUCUUAAGUAGUUCUGAAAAAUGAAUAUGGCCUUACAAUAUAUGUUUUAUCUCCUAUCUCUCUUAUAGUGACUGGCCUUGAUUAUGCCCAUGACAAAAUAAAUUGAUCCAAUACAUCUAAUCCCAAAAGUAAGCCUAAUCAUAAAUCAUUGUGGGUAUCCAUGAACUUAUAACCUGGCUGCUGCCUUGUGUGCUCCUCAAAAUGUGUUGGUUUUCUGCCGCAAUCAUCAUAAGGCAUGUGUGUGCUAAACUAGUCUGAAAUCCAACAUCUGUGUUUGCAGGAUGCACUUUGAGGCAUCAGCCUGCCGAGCGGCCCCGCGGUGGAUUAAUGUGUCAGGAGAGGAGGAGGGGGAGCGAUAAUUGCAGGACAGGUGGAUUUAGUGAGUCUGGCAGACAAUUAUCAGCACUUUGUCAUGGUCCUGCCACCAGCCCUGACAUUACCUGUCUUUAAUAGGCUUUAAUUAGCCUGGGAAAUUUCAUUUACCUAAGACUGAGAGUGGAGAAACCAAAAGCCAAAAAAAAAAGAGUGAAAAA
Molecule: messenger RNA, 2111 nt
Organism: Plectropomus leopardus (leopard coralgrouper)
Lineage: Eukaryota; Metazoa; Chordata; Actinopteri; Perciformes; Serranidae
Source: RefSeq, a predicted model, not a curated record